Molecule: messenger RNA, 3232 nt
Organism: Rhinolophus ferrumequinum (greater horseshoe bat)
Lineage: Eukaryota; Metazoa; Chordata; Mammalia; Chiroptera; Rhinolophidae
Gene: ZBTB2
Product: zinc finger and BTB domain containing 2
Exons: 3
Coding region: 301-1848 (515 amino acids)
Biological process (GO): regulation of transcription by RNA polymerase II
Cellular component (GO): nucleus
Molecular function (GO): protein binding; RNA polymerase II cis-regulatory region sequence-specific DNA binding; DNA-binding transcription factor activity, RNA polymerase II-specific
Source: RefSeq, a predicted model, not a curated record
CGGAGGGGGCUCUUGCCGCCACUGCUCUCUCGCCGCCUCUCCCCCCCGGCGGGAGCCGCUCUCAGCCUCUUUGCACUAGUCGCUCCGCUCUCUCGGUCAUGUGACCUUAACGUAACCGGACAGGAAAAGCCCCGCCGCCGCCGCCGCCGCCGCGCCGGAGACACCGACCGCGGCGGCAGCAGCAGCAGCAGCAGCGAGAGGCAGAGGCGGCGGCGGCGGGGAGAGCACGGCCAAGGCUGCCCAGCGGUGCCUCCUCCACACCCCCCGCCGCUGCAGCACCGGCGACAGAUUUUUAAAAAAAUGGAUUUGGCCAACCAUGGACUUAUUCUCCUGCAACAGUUAAACGCUCAGCGAGAGUUUGGUUUCCUGUGUGACUGCACGGUUGCCAUCGGCGAUGUGUACUUCAAGGCACACAAAUCAGUUCUUGCUUCAUUCUCCAAUUACUUUAAGAUGUUGUUUGUCCAUCAGACCAGUGAAUGUGUCCGUUUGAAACCAACUGACAUACAGCCAGAUAUUUUCAGCUAUCUCUUACAUUUGAUGUACACCGGAAAGAUGGCGCCUCAGCUGAUUGACCCUGUUCGAUUAGAACAGGGGAUCAAGUUUCUACACGCUUACCCUCUGAUCCAGGAAGCCAGCCUGGCCAGCCAAGGAGCCUUUUCUCACCCUGACCAAGUUUUCCCACUGGCUUCGUCCUUGUAUGGCAUUCAGAUUGCAGAUCAUCAAUUGAGACAAGCCACCAAGAUUGCUUCAGCGCCUGAAAAACUUGGGCGAGAACCCCGGCCCCAGACCUCCAGGAUGAGCCAGGAGCAGGUGCCGGAAGCCGCACAGCUCUCUCAGCUGACUUCAAAUGUGACCCAGGUGACUCGGACCCACGUGACUCCCUCGGACCCGCUGCAGACCUCCCUGUCUCCAGAACUCGUUUCCACUCCUGUUCCUCCCCCUCCUCCCGGGGAGGAGACCAAUCUGGAAGCCUCUUCCUCUGAUGAGCAACAGCCUGCGUCCCUCACCAUCGCCCACGUGAAGCCCAGCAUCAUGAAGAGGAAUGGCAGCUUCCCAAAGUACUACGCCUGCCACCUGUGCGGGCGGCGCUUUACCCUCCGGAGCAGUCUGCGGGAACACCUGCAGAUUCACACCGGCGUACCUUUCACAGCCAGCCAACCCGGAGAAGGCCGCGUUCCCCUGUCUCUUUGUAGCAACGCGGCUGACCUAGGAAAAGACGCCAUGGAAGUGCCUGAGGCUGGGAUGAUAAGUGACAGUGAGCUGCAGCACAUCUCAGAUUCUCCAAUCAUCGAUGGACAGCAGCACUCGGAGACGCCGCCGCCCUCAGACAUCGCGGACAUUGACAACUUGGAGCAGGCGGACCAAGAGAGGGAGGUAAAGAGGCGGAAGUAUGAGUGCACAAUAUGUGGACGCAAAUUUAUCCAGAAAAGCCACUGGAGGGAGCACAUGUACAUCCACACCGGGAAGCCUUUCAAAUGCAGCACUUGUGACAAGAGUUUUUGCAGGGCCAACCAGGCUGCCCGGCACGUGUGCCUCAACCAGAGCAUAGACACGUACACCAUGGUGGACAAACAGACCCUGGAACUCUGCACAUUCGAGGAAGGGAGUCAGAUGGACAACAUGUUGGUACAAACCAACAAACCCUACAAAUGCAACUUGUGUGACAAAACGUUCUCCACUCCCAAUGAGGUUGUUAAACACUCAUGCCAAAACCAGAACUCAGACGUCUUUGCCCUAGACGAAGGGCGGUCCAUUCUCCUCGGCAGUGGGGACUCUGAAGUAACAGAACCUGACCACCCUGUGUUAGCUUCCAUCAAAAAGGAACAGGAAACAGUGUUGUUAGACUGAAUGUUACUUACCUUUUUAAAACUGUCAUUUUUACAAAGACUAUCUUCCUUCCCUUCCCCCAAUUCAGAACUAUAGUUCUCCAUGGCAUGAUACAAACAGGUCCCUGGUCCCUUUCUCCCCUCUCCCAUCCUGCUAUCCCCAGCCCCUCCUCCAUAAAGGCUGUGUGCAUUAUAAACCUGGAACAUAUUUACUUUAAUUCAGGGGAUAUUGGAAAGAUAAUGGUCAGUAGUACUUAUAAACUCGAAUAGAUUUUGAGUUUUUGAUUAUUUAAAAGCAUACUUGGAACUAAUGAAGGGUAUAUAACAAAACAGCUACAAUGCAAUUUGGUAAGCUAAAAUUAUGACUUUCCCUGGGUAAUGUCUUCCUUCUGAGAAAAACGAUGUCAGAAAAUACAGCAUGCUUUUUAGAGACAUACAGCUGGGCUCUGUACUAUGCAAAAUCUAGGUGUGGGGGAAUUUUCAACCCAAGAGAACGUUCUUAGUAUUUAUCCUCCAGGUGUCUUAUUUCAGAAUGCAUCCUUUGAGAUUAUGUCCAGUCAAGAAAAAUCAUUAGUUAAGAAAUCUACUUGAACAAAACACAAAAGAGAAAAAGUAAUAAUGUGAUGGCAAUCUUAAUUUUUGGAUAAAACAUGACAAGCUAUGAGUUUGUGUGUUUGUAAGAGAAAAUGUGUGGAUACUUGCUACAAACAGGUGAAGUAAUGCACAUGCCUUAUCUAAUUGCUAGCCUCUUUCAAAGUUGAACGACAACAAAAUACUGUAUUUUUGUUUCUGACAAAUGUAUUGGUUUUAAAAAUCAGAUUUGAAAGUACUAUUUUAUGGACAGUCUUUCUGAAUGGAAAUUAUAUGCCAUUGUAACAGUUGCCAGUGGUAAAUUUGUUUUAACACCAACUUAUUGCUUUUAAAUCAGUGUGUUACUGUAGGAAAAAUGAUAACAGGAAUAUGCAUCUUAUGGGGGAAGUUGUGAGCAGGACACGUAGUAACUUUAAUGACUUUAAAACUUCGUAAUAGUUUACUGGCAACAUUCAUUGAAGCAUCAAAAAUGGCAAAGAAAAAUCAGGACAAAAAAAACAAUUGCUGUUUAUGAAAAAACUUGACUUUGAUAUUUAGUCUUCAAUUUUUUUCCUAACACCUGAAAUUACCUCUUUUGGCCUGAAAGAAGUAAAAUUUAUCCGUUAGUCUUCCUUAGGCCAAUAACAGAAUGGUCUCACAGGACAAAACAAGCCAGAAAUAAGAACUGAAGGGGACAGGGAGGAACAGUUAAUAGCUGUGCUGUACGUAUAUGUUAAAACUGACUAUCCUGCCAUCCUAUUUCAUGUAUAGUUGAGUUCUCAGAUUUGUAAGUUUUUAUACAUACUUUCAUUGAAUAAAGUUUAAUUAAAUGAGUA